This is a messenger RNA of Lasiosphaeria miniovina, 648 nucleotides long. RefSeq lists its product as uncharacterized. The coding region runs from base 1 to 648 and encodes 215 amino acids. The transcript has 3 exons. NCBI's taxonomy places the organism in Eukaryota, Fungi, Ascomycota, Sordariomycetes, Sordariales, Lasiosphaeriaceae. The record is from RefSeq and is a predicted model, not a curated record.
AUGCCUACGGGCUACGCCAGACUUGCGUCGCUGAUGGGAGCUCACCCAGAGACAGCAAUCGUGCGGCGCUUUGGAUCCCUAAAUACGCUCAACCUCCUCUAUCUACAAGCUGAGUUGACGGACCUGGAAAAUGCCCUGCAGAAGGAGGCUAAAGCCGACGCCGAGUCUGGUCAUCUUGACCGCACGCUCUACAGCCAGGGCUGGCAGAACCAGGCACUGCACCUGCAGCACAAGAUCGCCAAGAUCGGACCGCCCAACAGGCAGGACUUUGAAUUUCUCCAAAGAUGGAUGAGCUCGCCGUCCAUGGGAAAUGUCUAUCUGCUCGGCGCUGACAGUGACAUUUGGGAGAUCUUUGAUCCAGCAGAAUUGGUUGCACUCUACCCCGACAUGGCGAGAAAACCGGAUGCGUCGGCGAUACACGGUGAUAUUGCCCGCUACUCCCAGGGGGGCGUCGAAAGAAUGUGCACUGUGGUGGGUACGGUUCUUGGGUCUCUCCUUCUGGUGGGAUCCAUCCUCGUCCUGUACUCUGUCGGCAGCAUGGAGAUGCGGCUCAUGACGAUUGGCAUCUUCACUAGCGCCUUCUCGCUGAGUCUAUGUCUGCUCACAAAUGGACGCAUGGUUGAGGUGUUUUCGGCCACCGCCGCGUAA